Molecule: messenger RNA, 1301 nt
Organism: Seriola aureovittata
Lineage: Eukaryota; Metazoa; Chordata; Actinopteri; Carangiformes; Carangidae
Exons: 12
Coding region: 147-1061 (304 amino acids)
Cellular component (GO): membrane
Source: RefSeq, a predicted model, not a curated record
CUUGCAUUCGUCUCUCUGUCACUGGACGGUCUCCACAGGCAGCCUGCUAUCAAUGUGUAACCAAGCAGGUAGACUUUGCCCUGAAGGGGAACCAACGCUACAGGAAGAGCAGCAGAGCAGAUUCCUGGCCGUCACAGCAGAGUAGAAUGGACAAAACUAAUGGCAGCAGCAAUGGUGGAUAUGUGUCUCACCCUCCUCCAUACAACCCUCACGACCAUGGAGAGAGUGCUUACACAGGGGUGAGCUAUCAGGUGGGGAAAGGCAAUGUUGCAGUGGUCUCGCCCCCUGGCACCUAUAGCAACAUGGUGAAUCCCGAGGGAGCGGCAGCGGCCGGAGGAAACCAGCAGUAUGGUGAAGCUCCACCUGUCUACUCUUAUGGCUCAGAGGAUAGCGGCUUCAGUGACGCUGCCAUAAGAAGAGGUUUCAUAAGGAAAGUUUACUUGACCUUGAUGAUUCAGCUGCUGGUGACUGUCGGGAUCAUCUGUGCUUUUCUUUUCUGGGACACUCUCAGGGAAUGGGUAUGGCACAACAACUGGUUCUCCUACUGCAUGAUGGCAGCGGUGAUGGUGCUCAUCGUGGCCUUGUCCUGCUGUGACAACCUCCGUCGUCAAGUUCCCCUCAAUUUCAUCGCCCUGGGCCUGUUUACUGUCGCAGAGGGCCUGAUGCUUGGAUCUGUGGCAGCGAACUUUGAUGCCGAGGCAGUUCUGUGGGCUGUGGGGGCAACAGCGGUGGUGUCCUUUGCCUUGAGUCUGUUUGCUAUGCAGUCGAAGUGGGACUUCACUGCAGCAAAUGGGAGCCUGUGGGUGUUUGCCUGGACCCUCGUUUCAUUUGCAUUACUUUGUGCAAUCCUCCGAUCUCAGUAUCUUAACAUCAUGUACGCCUGCCUGGGAACCUUGCUGUUUUCCUUAUACUUGGUGUUUGAUACACAGCUUAUCCUGGGUGGGAAACACAGGAAGUAUGAAGUGUCUCCUGAGGAGUAUGUGUUUGCUGCUCUGAACCUCUAUUUGGACAUUGUCUCUCUGUUCCUGCUCCUGCUCCAGCUCAUCGGCCUCUGCCGCUGACACCGCACCUCCAUGACAGACAUCACAAAAGCCGCACUGAAAGACUCCUACUCCAUUUAAAUAUCCAACUGUACAACAAAAGUUCAACAUGUAUGUAGACUCGUACUGAAUUAAGAUUGACAACCCAAUUGAGGCUCACAACACGUGCACUCAUAUUUAAGUAUGAAAAGAUAGCUAUGAUGUAUUCAAGAUAAAGUUCUUCGCUUAAUAUUCAUUUCUAUUAAAUUUAACUUAACUAUU